UGUAGUCGGAUCAGUGUUCAGAGCGGCAGCAGACAGAGAGGAUCAUGUGGCGGAGCAGGUUUCCCUUCCCUUCAUCACUCCUAUCGAUCCAUCCCAGCUAAGGAAUAAUGUCUAACAACACCACGGAGCCUCAGGACUACCCUUGCGUGCGCUUCUAUGUCUCCACCGUCUCCUUCUCGGUCCUCCUCUUCUUCAACCUCAUCAUCAACUGGACCAUACUGCGGGAGCAGCGGCUGCGCAGCCAGGCGCGCUUCGUGCUGGUCUUCCACCUGCUGGUGUCCGCUCUGGUCCAUCUGGGCAUGAGCAGCUUCUUCUAUUACCAGAUCCACCGGAAAGCGCGGCCGAGCCGAUCCGCAUGCCAGGUUUUGAUCACCAUCUUGAUCAGCAGCGCCUCCAACAUCCUGCUGACGCUCACCGCCAUGGCGCUGGACCGCUUCGUGGCGGUCUGCUACCCGCUGCGCUACAGCUCCGCGUCCUGCGCCGUGUACUGGCCCUGGCUGCUGGGGGUGCUCACCUGGCUGCUGGCUCUGGUCAUCCCGCUCAGCCUGCGGCCGCAGCCGGACCCCAAGAACCACGAAGGGUGCGACCGCGGGUAUCUGAAAGGAGGCGAGGUGCACAAGGUGCUGUUCAUCGCAGCAUGCACGGUGCUCAUCCUCUACAGCUACAUGCGGAUCCUGGUGGAGGGACGGCGGCUCGGGAUUUUGAACCGGCGGAACCGGGCCGGCUGCAGGACCAUCGCCCUGCACGGCUCGCAGCUGGCCGUCUACCUCCUGCCCAACUUUGUCAACUUCGUGCUGUCGAUGUUGUUCAGGAAAGAGCUUAUUAAACAAGAGACCAAAGAACUGUCAGCGGUGGUGAUCUUUGCGUUCUUCUCAGUGGCGCAGUGCGUUGCGCCGGUUGUUUACGGUUUGCGCAAAGAGGAACUUUUGGAGCAGCUGAAUCGGCGGUUCCCCUGCUGCUCCCGGUACCUGAAGGCUGUGCUCGGCCGAACUGUUAGGGCCAACUGGCCCCAUACACCACCCGGAGGAAGGGAGAGGACACUAACUGUGCAGACCAUCAUCUCAUCGGAAGUCCCACAAGAAGACCGAGAUGAGGAGAGUGGACCGCUCCCAGGCUCCAGUCUCUCACAUGAGUCAUGUUAAUGCCAAGGAAAUACAGCGAAAAAACGGAUGAGGAUAAGCUCUUAAAGAUGUCGCUUUAAGGAAUGCUUUCAUCAGAACAUUUUAACCAGGAAGUGCAGCUAUUAAAAAACCAACAGAACGCACUGGUUUAUUAUUUCCCUUUCGUCUGGUGCUUCCUCUAAGUUCUCAGAUUGAUGAACUCCUUGGACAUCAUGGUAACUAAUCAGGUUACAGUCCCUCUGAAUUUGACCUCCUGCGUCUUUUGGGACUAUGCUGAUUGCUAUGGAGGAUACAUUUGGGCAUGGAGCCAACUGGGGAUUGUUUCAUUCAUGCUGUUGAGAGUUUAACCAAAAGAUUCUGGUCCAUUUAUAUUCCUUCCACUGAAAUCAGAAGAAGGGACGACAGUUAUGGUCAUCUGAAGACAUUUUAUAUCCCAGGAGAGGAAAUUAUGGUUGUUUGUAAUGAAAACAAGACUAUCUUUGUGUAAAAAGUACUUUAAGUUAUUUGUAUAGACAUAACGAGAUCUAAAACAUUUUUUUAAUUAAGUAUUUCUUUAUUCCCCUGUAUUUUAUACAAUGUUAGAGGAAAAAAUGGCCAAAAAUUAGGAACCAAGUGCAUUUUUAUGAGAGAGGAAAACAUGAUAUAAAUGUAUACAGCCGCAUAUUCACUAUUAGGUUCCUUCGUUUGAGGGGGAAAUUUCCAUUGCAUGUAUUUAAUGAUAAAAGGCUAAUUUAGGCCACUGUUUAUAGUGUUUUUUUUUUCAAUGUCUAGCCUUGGGGGAAAAAAAGGAAGCUAGACUUUAUAACAUCCCUUUUUUAAGUGUGGUGAAAAACAGAUGGUCCUCUUUCUGCUUGUUUAUCUGCAACUUGUUUAUUUAAAACUAGCAUAUCCCCUUUUUAUGAAGUAUUUAAGCAAUAAGCUAAAUUACAUCUCAGAAUGUGAACUUUCUCAACUGUUUUUAAUUGUGAAAGCCAGAAAAAUAAAAUAUAUAUAUAUAUAUAUAUAUAUUUAAAACAUUA
Cyprinodon tularosa is the source of this 2140-nucleotide messenger RNA. RefSeq lists its product as uncharacterized. Lineage: Eukaryota; Metazoa; Chordata; Actinopteri; Cyprinodontiformes; Cyprinodontidae. The coding region runs from base 108 to 1142 and encodes 344 amino acids. Gene Ontology annotation, cellular component: membrane. Gene Ontology annotation, biological process: G protein-coupled receptor signaling pathway. The record is from RefSeq and is a predicted model, not a curated record. Gene Ontology annotation, molecular function: G protein-coupled receptor activity. The transcript is spliced from 2 exons.